Molecule: messenger RNA, 1641 nt
Organism: Molossus molossus (Pallas's mastiff bat)
Lineage: Eukaryota; Metazoa; Chordata; Mammalia; Chiroptera; Molossidae
Gene: CFAP157
Product: cilia and flagella associated protein 157
Exons: 9
Coding region: 1-1641 (546 amino acids)
Biological process (GO): sperm axoneme assembly
Cellular component (GO): cilium; ciliary basal body
Molecular function (GO): microtubule binding
Source: RefSeq, a predicted model, not a curated record
AUGGCUCCUAAAAAGAAGGCAAACAAGGGGGCCAAGGAGCCCGAACUCAAGAAGAAGAAAGGCGGCAAGAAGGAUGUGAGCGUGCCUGUGGAAACGACGUUAGCCGAGGAGAUCCGGGAGUUCUACCACAUCCAGAUCCGGGACCUGGAGGACAGGCUGGCCCGGUACCAGCGGAAGUGGGAUGAGCUGGCCGUACAGGAGAAGCUGCUGCACCAGGAGUUUGACCAGCUGGCCAACAACAAAAAGGAGAUCGUGGCCUUCCUGAAGCGCACGCUCAACCAGCGCGUGGAUGAGAUCGCCGAGCUCAAUGAGCAGCUCCAAAGCCUGCAGCUGGCCAAGGAGAUGGAGAAGGAUGCCUUCGAGGCCCAGCUAGCCCAGGUGCGCCAUGAGUUCCAGGAGACCAAGGACCAGCUCACCACGGAGAACAUCAUCAUUGGGGGGAAGCUGGCAGCCCUGGAGGAGUUCCGGCUGCAGAAAGAGGAGCUCACGGAGAAGUUCACGUUGCUGGAAGACCAGCUGCGGAAGCAGGAGAAAGAGUACACGGACUACGUGUACAACCUGGAGAAGAAGUCGGUGCUAGACCGGGACAGAGUGAAGAAGGAGAUCAUUCAGCGUGUGAACCUGGUGGCCACUGAGUUCCGCAAGAUGGCCACCAGCCAGAUGUGGGACACAACGAAGCGGGCCAUCCUGGAGAACAACACGGUGACCCUGCAGCUGUCCAAGAUCUCCCAGCAUGGCAUGCAGCUGCUGCGGGAGAACGACCAGCUCAAGUGCGCCCAGGACAAGCUGUGCAAACAGCUGGAUCUGCUGAGGACCACCAAGAAGGCCAUGUCCAAGGACAGCAGAGGCCACCACAAGGUCAUCCUCAUGCUGACGGAGAAGUGCCUGGAGCAGAAGCAGGGCAGAGUGGAGGCGGAGCAGCUGUACCUCCUGCUGAGCCAGAUGGAGAAGACCAUCUCACGGCUGCAGAAGGGCAAGGAGACACUGAGGAGCCAGAGGGACCACCUGAACCUACAGCUGAAGCAGCAGCAGGCCGAGAUGCAGCAGCUACAGCAGAAGCUGGCCGAAGAGCAAAAGUUUCGGGCAAGCCUGAUAAUGGCCCUGGCCCAGGCCACCACCUUCCUACAGAACAUUCUGCAGCCCUACCAGCAGAUACAACCAGAGGAAAAGGACAGCAACUUUGAGGUAGUGUUCCAUGGGGAGCUCAAGGAGAUGCUGCAGCAGCUGCUGGUCAUGCUCACCUCAGCCAUGGUCCUGAGCCCCCAGAGGCUUAUGACUCCAAGCCGGGAGACUCAGCCCCGUGGCCCCAAGGAGAGCCAGUCCCGCAGCCAGCCAUUCAAGCCUGGGUCUCUGCUGCAACAGCUGUCCAGCAUCACACCCUACCAGCCGGGAGACCUGGGCCUGGUACCUCGACGGGCCCACAUCCCACCCAACCCCGAGGACCUCAGGCUGCUCUCAACUUCUACCCGUAUGAGAAUAUUCCAUGCACACAGCAGCUCUGAGGCAGGGGGAGGGGAGGAACCCCCUGAGGAGGCCUCAGCUUCCAAGCAGGCAUCUUUAAUCUUACAGAUCCAUACCUCUGGUUCUCCAAAAAAGUUCAAAAAGUUAAGUCUUCCUGAAGUUUCGACACUUUCCAAGUAA